AAAUGAGUCGGACUUCCCCCUCACUAGCGGUUUUGGCACUGCAACCAAUCACCUAAGGAAUUUGAGCUGACCAAUCAUGUGUUGGAUAUGCUAAUUUGGAACCAAUCAGCGUUAGAAAUCAGGCUGUUUGAAAAUAUUUCAGGAAGUGAAUAUCCGCUUUGACGCGGACGUAAACAAACGUAGCUUAGCAAUCUAUUCACUGUUGUAACGACAGAGAGAGAUUGUACAGCAGUACAAUGUAUUUCUCUGCCGCUUAGAUCUAGAACUAUCUGAUAUCCGAUAACAGGAACCGCGUUUGGUUAGGAGCUUUACUUGAGAAGAUCUCAACUCAACAAUGUCUACUUCAAAUUUCAAGAAUAAGUGUGUGACGCAAGUCAACUGUGUAUUCUGUGACAGUCUGCUGUGUACGAGGGGGAUGAAAGCAGUGCUUUUGGCUGAUACGGAAAUAGAGUUGUUCUCAACCGACAUACCCCCAAAUAGGACAGUUGAUUUUGUGGCAAGCUGCUAUUCUACUGAAAGCUGCAAAUGCAAAUUAAGAGACAUUGCUUGUUUGAAAUGUGGGAAUGUUGUGGGAUAUCACGUGGUGGCCCCAUGCAAGCCCUGCUUGCUCUCCUGCAACAAUGGUCAUUUCUGGAUGUUCAACAGUGAGGCUGUGUCCACCAUCAAUAGACUGGAUGCAACAGGGCAGAACCUUCUGCUGUGGGGAGAUCUUCCAGAACUGGAAGACAGCGAUGAUGAGAGCCUGGACAGUUUCUCAGAAGAAGAGUACCUCAGAUAGAAACACUCACGGCCAAAGGAAGUAGACUCUUACGGUAGCGAACUAGUUUGCUUUCACUCACACAGAUCUCCGUUAAAAGCACAUUGUCUUGUCUUUAGCUGAGUGGGAAAAGGCAAAAUGAUCUUUAUCGUAGCUUGAUUCAUAUGCAUUCUUUUGCUAUUUUCUUUUAGCAUCUUCUCAGAUUAGUUUAAGUAUUUUAGAGUGCCACUACCAAAGAAACAUGUUUCUGUUUUCUUUGCUUUACGGUUGCAGUAGCACAAAACAUGAUGAUUGGACUUUAAGAUUUAUGAUGUCAUCCUCAUGUGUCUUAUACAACAUUCACAAAUGUUUCAGUCUGUUCAAGAUGAUUAACAGCAGUGUUAUUUGAGGUGUUAAUACAGGUUAUUUGCUGUGGUACUUAUGCAGAUUGUUGAGAGGCAACAAAAUGCUACCCAGCUAGACAUUUCUUUCCAAAAAAAAAAAAAGAUAGAUGGAUAUAUAGAUAGAUGGAACAAGUCUAGAUGGUUUUAUAGGAAGAAAUGACUGACAUUUACCAUGUUUUAAUGGUUUACCAGUAUAUUUCUCCAUUUCAAUUGAAUUUGUAACGCAUAUAGUGGAUAUCAGUUGGCAUAAUUUUGGUACUAAUAAUUUUUUUCUAAAUAAGGUUCAUCCCUGCAUAGUUCUGUAUUUUAUCUAAUUAUUUUCUAUAUUUAGAUUUUGUUAUUUUCACAGCUUUGACAUUUGAAGUGGCACAAAAUGACUUGGCAGCUUUAAGUAGAGUCGGUCUCAGCUCAGUGACAUUUGGCAUUUCAACAAAUUUAACAUUUUUUACUAUGGUACUUUGCUUGGCACACUCUUUUCAGUUAAUGCUGUUUUCAGUGGUUUAAAAUCUGUACUUUCUUGUACUCCAGUUAUCUUUCACUCUUUGUCACCGGGGCAAUCAUGAGAAGAUGUGACGGGGAAAAAAAAUCUGCGCUUAAUUACUGUAGACGAAAUACUGUAUGACACUGUGUGACAUACUGGAUGAAUAAUUUUAGCUUCCUAAUUGUUUUUUUUUUUCCCAUGGAGAUAACAAAAAGAUUUGCAUCCUCUUCUAUUUGUAUUGAUUUACAAAGACAUGAUGUAGUCAUUCAGUAGUAGUUUUUCCACAAUCUUGUUUACCAUUUCACUGUGUAAUGAUACAGAUUUUCCAGUCCAAUAUGAAGGCUAUUAUGCCCGCUGUAAACGUCUUAGUGCAACAUUUUAUGUCAUGUUGUAUUGAAGGUUGGAUUUUCAGUAAAAACAACAGCAAAAAGAAUCAACAACCACUAUUGUGAUAGCUUUCAGGUGUAGCAUUUUUAGGGGUUGGCUCUUUUAUGCCUUGAAGCGAUCUUUAGUAUGCAUUUACUGUAUGACCAAAAUGAAAUGAUGAAAAAAAAAAUAUAUGUUUUUCAUUUUAACUUAUUAACAGAGGAUUUAUUUGAUUUAAGUUAUCAAUGUUUUGAAUGUAUUUAUUAACAGACAUGAUACUGUAUUUAUACUGACAUGAUUUAAUUUGCGCCGUGUGAGGAUGAAAAAAAAAAUAAGUUUGUAUACUUUUGAUCUGCAUUGACAAUAUGUUGUUGGUUUAAACUUUGGGCUGUUUUGUAUGCUGAAUGUCUUGAUAUUAAAUUUUUAAUGUGGAUA
Messenger RNA from Megalobrama amblycephala (Wuchang bream), 2422 nucleotides. It is a transcript of the gene fam72a, whose product is annotated as family with sequence similarity 72 member A. The coding region runs from base 335 to 778 and encodes 147 amino acids. NCBI's taxonomy places the organism in Eukaryota, Metazoa, Chordata, Actinopteri, Cypriniformes, Xenocyprididae. The transcript has 5 exons. The record is from RefSeq and is a predicted model, not a curated record. Gene Ontology annotation, cellular component: cytosol.